AUGAAGAAUGAAGAGGACAAAGCGGGGGACGAAGAAGUGGAAGAGGAGCUUAACGAAAGUGAACAUUGUGGCCCUUCUUUGACGGACUAUGUUCCGCAUAAGAAGCGGAAAGUUUUGGAGUUUGAAAAGACAUAUUUGCGCUACGUUCCUUCGGCCGAAGCGUACGAGAAAUCUUUUAUGCAUCGAGAUGUGAUCACCCAUGUGGCUACUACAAAGUAUUUUUUAAUGUUUAAAUAUCUCUUUUCCAGGACGGACUUCAUUCUAACCGCAAGCUGCGAUGGCCACUUGAAAUUUUGGAAAAAGCUGCAUAACGAAGGAAUAGAAUUUGUCAAACAUUUUCGAUGUCAUUUAGGGACGAUUAUUCAGAUGGAAGUGAAUAGCAACGGCACGCUGAUGUGUACCAUUUCCGAUGAUAAAUCGAUGAAGAUUUUCGACGUGAUAAAUUUCGACAUGAUAAACAUGAUGAAGUUGGGAUACACGCCAUGUAGCUGUGCUUGGAUUCACAAUCCGGCGGAUUCGAUUGCGGCGGUUGCUGUAGCGGAGCAGGGGACGUCAAAAAUACACGUCUAUGACGGUCGUGGAGCGAGCACACCGAUUCGCACUCUAGAAAACCUUCAUAGCAAGGAGGUAAUCGUCAUGCAGUACAAUUCAGUGUUCGAAACAGUGGUUUCCGUUGACAAGAUCGGCAUCGUCGAGUACUGGACAGGUCCAAAGCAUGAUUUCGCAUUUCCCGAGUCUCUCCUUCAGUGGAAAUACAAAACGGACACGGACCUGUACGAAUUUGCAAAAUUGAAAAUGGCUCCGUUGUGUCUGAGUUUCAGUCCUGACGGUAAAACGUUCGUCACAUUUGCUGCAGACAGGAAGCUUCGUUUCUUCAAGUAA
This is a messenger RNA of Soboliphyme baturini, 882 nucleotides long. Lineage: Eukaryota; Metazoa; Nematoda; Enoplea; Dioctophymatida; Soboliphymatidae. The record is from the annotation of a GenBank genome assembly.